AUGGAAAAGGGGAACAGCGUCGCUGGGUUCAGCUUGCUCCCCGUACGCUACGGAAAUAGUGCUGGAUACAAAUUCGCCGUGCAUUACAUGUAUGUGCGUGAGCAUCUGAGGGGGAAAGAAGCGGCAAUACUACCGCCGGGCCGCACGCUUUUUGUUGUCAACCUGCCCACCGACGCAACGCGCGGCAUGGUUCGUGCCUUGUUUCGCAAGGCAGGCGCUAUUGAAGCGAUUCAUUUGCAUAACAUUCUUGGUGUAGACAUGCCGGAUGACGACGAGGGCGACGAGGAAGCGUAUACUGGCGUACCGGCGUCUACGAAUAACGCAGCGCCCAACAAGAGCGGCCCGCCCAAUGUCAUUCCGCUGCCGGCAUUAGACCCCAACAUGCUUUUGGGGUCAGGAUCAAGUGCACAUAUUGUAUUCCUCGACGAUUCCUCGCUCGGACGUGCAAAGCAACUCGUUGCAAAGUACCAGGCGAAGCCGUACGUAUGGCCGCGCCCCGACGCUGCGGGUGCGGAAGAGGAUAGCGACGAGGAGAGCACGAGGAAUUACAAGCAAAAGCCUGCUGCUCCCAAGGAAUCCCGGCUGGUAGGGCUUGCAUACCUUUUGGCACGGCACCGUAUGCAUCGGCCACCUUUGGACCGUGUGAAGCAGCAUGCCGACUCGGCCAUUGCACGGUAUUCAUGGAUUCGCGAGCAUCCACAAUGGCUCAUGGAACAACGUAUGCAUGGUGAUCAGACGACCAGCAUGGGCGUAGGGAUCCAAGCGGCAAGCGUUGGUCCAGACGGCGCGCUUUUGGACGAGGACGGGUUUACCAUUGUGCAAAAGGGCAACAAGUACGGCCGCUCUGGUGGUGAAAGCAGCGCAGGUACCUUUGGCGCUAUUACACCCGAAUUUGAGGAACUCUUGCGCACUAACCCCGAGAAGAAAAAGGCCAAGGAACUGCAAGACUUUUACCGCUACCAGUUCCGCGAGCGGAAACGCCAGCAAUUUGCCACGCUGCGUUCGCAGUUCGAGGCGGACAAACAAAAGGUUGCACAACGCAAGGCAUCCAUGCGUUUCAAACCGUACUGA
Messenger RNA from Malassezia vespertilionis, 1071 nucleotides. RefSeq lists its product as uncharacterized. Gene Ontology annotation, cellular component: CURI complex; UTP-C complex. The record is from RefSeq and is a predicted model, not a curated record. Gene Ontology annotation, biological process: rRNA processing; ribosomal small subunit assembly. The transcript has 2 exons. Bases 1 to 1071 code for a protein of 356 amino acids. Gene Ontology annotation, molecular function: nucleic acid binding. Lineage: Eukaryota; Fungi; Basidiomycota; Malasseziomycetes; Malasseziales; Malasseziaceae.